Venustampulla echinocandica is the source of this 1473-nucleotide messenger RNA. Its product is annotated as Indolic compounds 2,3-dioxygenase-like protein. Gene Ontology annotation, biological process: 'de novo' NAD+ biosynthetic process from L-tryptophan. The coding region runs from base 1 to 1473 and encodes 490 amino acids. Gene Ontology annotation, cellular component: cytoplasm. The transcript has 2 exons. Lineage: Eukaryota; Fungi; Ascomycota; Leotiomycetes; Helotiales; Pleuroascaceae. Gene Ontology annotation, molecular function: indoleamine 2,3-dioxygenase activity; heme binding; metal ion binding. The record is from RefSeq and is a predicted model, not a curated record.
AUGCUUCCUCCUGUCCCCGUCCUUAGCGACUACGGACUCUCACCAGAACAUGGUUUCCUUCCGGCCCAAUUGCCUCUCGAGAGGCUCCCUGACCCAUACUACAACAAGUGGGAAGCUGUCGUGGCAAACCUCCAAGGCUUGAUCCUCAGCAAGCGUUUGCGCGGAGUCAUCGAUCGGCUUCCUGCUCUCUCUACUGCCGGCUUGGAGCAUGACUCGGAAUGGCGAAGAGCUUACUCGCUGUUAUGCUUCAUGGCUCAUAGCUAUAUCUGGGGCGGUGACAGCCCUUCAGAUCGCUUGCCUCCCUCCGUUACGAUUCCUCUGCUGCACAUUUCGGCUUACCUCGAGGUCCCACCUGUUGCCACAUAUGCUGCCGUCUGCUUGUGGAAUUUCAAACCAUUAUUCGUAGACGAGCAUGUCGAUAACCUUGAGAAUCUUGCAACCCUUACCACGUUCACAGGUUCGAUUGAUGAGUCCUGGUUUUACCUGGUGUCGGUCGCGAUCGAAGCACGAGGCGCUCCCAUCUUGCCACUCAUGCUCACUGCUAUCCAAGCGGCAAGGACUGGCGACAGUGCAACCGUAGCUGCUUGCCUUAGAAGAUUUGCCGAAAGGCUCGAUGAUCUAGGAACGCUUUUACAGCGUAUGCAUGAAAGCUGCGAUCCUCAUGUCUUCUAUCACCGCAUUCGACCCUUUCUUGCUGGAAGCAAGAACAUGGGGGAAGCUGGCCUGCCAAACGGAGUGAUCUAUGAAGACGGUACAGGAAUUGAUUACUACAGGAAAUACAGUGGUGGGAGCAAUGCGCAGAGCUCCAUCAUUCAAUUCUUCGACAUAGUUCUUGGUAUCGAACAUCGUGCUACUGGCGAAAAGAAGGACGACUCUUCAGAGAGCGAGCUCGAGGGUAUUGCACCUCCACCCAAGCAUAACUUCUUGCUUGAGAUGCGGAAGUAUAUGCCUGGACCUCACCGAAGAUUUUUAGAAGACGUCACUACAGUUGCGAAUAUUCGGGAAUAUGUUGAAGCUCAUCGAAACAAUAUCGAGCUGACUUCCGCUUAUGAUGCAUGCUUGGCAAUGUUGCGAGUCUUCCGUGACAAGCACAUCAGCAUAGUGGCCCGCUAUAUCAUCGUCAAAGCCCGUGAAUCAAAAUCGCUUUCCAAAAGCUCGGAGGCGACACGGCAAAGAACGAACAUUGCUACUGCCUCCCAACAAGGCAAGAAUAGUACUGGUAAGCAGGAAAAUCUUAGAGGAACAGGUGGUACUUCUCUGCUUCCUUUCCUGAAACAGGCUCGGGAUGAGACGGGCGAGCCCACGCUGAAUCAAUGGGCCAAGCAUGUGGCUAGCCGAGACUUCAGGACCAAGGGCAAAGGAGAUUUUUUCCUAGGCAAGCUAAACGGGCAUGCAGACGGCGAAGUCGACCAUGCUGGUCUUGCUGGUACCUGGGCGGUCGAUGACAGCGCCGGCGGCAUCUGCCACUACUGA